CGAGAGCGCCUGUCCCGCCCCGCGGGGCGACUUCUCCCUUUCGGCCCUGAGGUUCAGGAUCCUGGGUGGGGCAGCUGCGUCUCCGAGACAGCCCCAGCCGCAGAGCGCCCAGACCCCGGCCGCCGGAGUCGAGUCAGAAGUCCACGCCGCCAGCUCCGCCGCCGCACCUGAGCCCCGGCUCCGGUCACGCCGCUGCGCCGGAAGCGCGGGCGGAGCGCACGGGCCGGGGGAGAGUAGCCUGCGCCCACGAGGGGGACCCAAGUCCCCAAGGUGGUGACCGAGUCCCGCCUCCCGCUAGCAGGGGCGAGGACCUCCGACGCGCACCCCUCCGCCCACGCACCCUGCCCGGCCGGAUCUCCUCAGCACCAGCCCCACGCACACCCGACUUCCUCAGCUUCUAGCCCUCACCCUGCCAACUUCCCUGCGAGGAGGAACCUGCCGCCAGCCUGCUUUCUCGCCCACAGGCCCUGCGCUGAACGCCGCUGCGCCCAGGGUUCACCUUACGCCGUCUGGAAAGCCCAUGAACUCUCCAGAAACAGCAUAAAGGAGGGUCCCGCCGCGGGUUCCCUCUGGGUGGAGCAGCGGCAGCAGAGCUGGGGAAGUGGUGGAGGAUGAUCUUGCGACCGAAGGGGACCUCGGCGCAGUAAUGUCAACAUGAUGUUUCGCUCAGAUCGAAUGUGGAGCUGCCAUUGGAAAUGGAAGCCCAGUCUUCUCCUGUUUUUAUUUGCUUUAUAUAUCAUGUGUCUUCCUCACUCAGUGUGGGGAUGUGCCAACUGCCGAGUGGUUUUGUCCAACCCUUCUGGGACCUUUACUUCUCCAUGCUACCCUAACGACUACCCGAACAGCCAGGCUUGCAUGUGGACGCUCCGAGCCCCCACCGGUUAUAUCAUUCAGAUAACAUUUAACGACUUCGAUAUUGAAGAAGCUCCCAAUUGCAUUUAUGACUCAUUAUCCCUUGAUAAUGGAGAGAGCCAGACUAAAUUUUGUGGAGCAACUGCCAAAGGCCUAUCAUUUAACUCAAGUGCGAAUGAGAUGCAUGUGUCCUUUUCAAGUGACUUUAGCAUCCAGAAGAAAGGUUUCAAUGCCAGCUACAUCAGAGUUGCUGUGUCCUUAAGGAAUCAAAAGGUCAUUUUACCCCAGACAUCAGAUGCUUACCAGGUAUCUGUUGCAAAAAGUGUCUCCAUUCCAGAGCUCAGUGCUUUCACACUCUGCUUUGAGGCAACCAAAGUUGGCCAUGAAGACAAUGAUUGGACAGCUUUCUCCUACUCAAAUGCAUCCUUCACACAAUUGCUCAGUUUUGGAAAGGCCAAGAGUGGUUACUUUCUAUCCAUUUCUGAUUCAAAAUGUUUGCUGAACAAUGCAUUACCUGUCAAGGAAAAAGAAGACAUUUUUGCAGAAAGCUUUGAGCAGCUCUGCCUUGUUUGGAAUAAUUCUUUGGGCUCUAUUGGUGUAAAUUUCAAAAGAAACUAUGAAACAGUUCCAUGUGAUUCUACCAUUAGUAAAGUUAUUCCUGGGAAUGGGAAAUUGUUGUUGGGCUCCAAUCAAAAUGAAAUUGUCUCUCUAAAAGGGGACAUUUAUAACUUUCGACUUUGGAAUUUUACCAUGAAUGCCAAAAUCCUCUCCAAUCUCAGCUGUAACAUGAAAGGGAAUGUAGUCGACUGGCAAAAUGACUUCUGGAAUAUCCCAAACCUAGCUCUGAAAGCUGAAAGCAACCUAAGCUGUGGUUCCUACCUGAUCCCGCUCCCGGCAGCAGAACUGGCCAGCUGUGCAGACCUGGGGACCCUCUGUCAAGAUGGAAUUAUCUAUAGAAUAUCCGUAGUGAUUCAAAACAUCCUUCGUCACCCUGAGGUAAAAGUACAGAGCAAGGUGGCAGAAUGGCUCAAUUCAACCUUCGAAAAUUGGAACUACACGGUUUAUGUCAUUAAUAUCAGUUUUCACCUGAGUGGUGGAGAGGACAAGAUUAAAGUCAAGAGAAGCGUUGAGAAUGAGCCAAGGUUGGUGCUUUGGGCCCUUCUAGUUUACAAUGCUACCAAUAAUACUAAUUUAGAAGGAAAAAUCAUUCAGCAGAAGCUCCUAAAAAAUAAUGAGUCCUUGGAUGAAGGCUUGAGGCUACAUACAGUGAAUGUGAGACAACUGGGUCACUGUCUUGCUGUGGAGGAACCCAAAGGCUACUACUGGCCAUCUAUCCAACCUUCUGAAUACAUUCUUCCUUGUCCAGACAAGCCUGACUUUUCUGCUUCGCGGAUAUGUUAUUACAAUGCUACCAACCCAACGGUAACCUACUGGGGACCUCCUGAUAUCUCCAACUGUUCAAAAGCAAAUGAAGUUGCUAACCAGAUUUUAAAUUUAACUGCUGAUGGGCAGAACUUAACCUCAGCCAAUAUUACCAACAUUGUGGAACAGGUCAAAAGAAUUGUGAAUAAAGAAGAAAACAUUGAUAUAACACUUGGCUCAACUCUAAUGAAUAUAUUUUCUAAUAUCUUAAGCAGUUCAGACAGUGACUUGCUUGAGUCUUCUUCUGAAGCUUUAAAAACAAUUGAUGAAUUGGCCUUCAAGAUAGACCUAAAUAGCACAUCACAUGUGAAUAUUACAACUCGGAACUUGGCUCUUGGCGUGUCAUCCCUGUUACCAGGGACAAAUGCAAUUUCAAAUUUUAGCAUUGGUCUUCCAAGCAAUAAUGAAUCAUAUUUCCAGAUGGAUUUUGAGAGUGGACAAGUGGAUCCACUGGCGUCUGUAAUUUUGCCUCCAAACUUACUUGAGAAUUUAAGUCAAGAAGAUUCUGUAUUAGUCAGAAGAGCACAGUUUACUUUCUUCAACAAAACUGGACUUUUCCAGGAUGUAGGACCCCAAAGAAAAACCUUAGUGAGUUAUGUGAUGGCGUGCAGUAUUGGAAACAUUACUAUCCAGAAUCUGAAGGAUCCUGUUCAAAUAAAAAUCAAACAUACAAGAACUCAGGAAGUGCAUCAUCCCAUCUGUGCCUUCUGGGAUCUGAACAAAAACAAAAGUUUUGGAGGAUGGAACACGUCAGGAUGUGUUGCACACAGAGAUUCAGAUGCAAGUGAGACGGUCUGUCUGUGUAACCACUUCACACAUUUUGGAGUUCUGAUGGACCUUCCAAGAAGUGCCUCACAGUUAGAUGCAAGAAACACUAAAAUCCUCACUUUCAUCAGCUAUAUUGGGUGUGGAAUAUCUGCUAUUUUUUCAGCAGCAACUCUCCUGACAUAUGUUGCUUUUGAGAAAUUGCGAAGGGAUUAUCCCUCCAAAAUCUUGAUGAACCUGAGUGCAGCCCUGCUGUUCCUGAAUCUCCUCUUCCUCCUAGAUGGCUGGAUCACCUCCUUCAAUGUGGAUGGACUUUGCAUUGCUGUUGCAGCUCUGUUGCAUUUCUUCCUUCUGGCAACCUUUACCUGGAUGGGGCUAGAAGCAAUUCACAUGUACAUUGCUCUAGUUAAAGUAUUUAACACUUACAUUCACCGAUACAUUCUAAAAUUCUGCAUCAUUGGCUGGGGUUUGCCUGCCUUAGUGGUGUCAAUUGUUCUAGCAAGCAGAAACAAAAAUGAAGUCUAUGGAAAAGAAAGUUACGGGAAAGAAAAAGGUGAUGAAUUCUGUUGGAUUCAGGAUCCAGUCAUAUUUUAUGUGACCUGUGCUGGAUAUUUUGGAGUCAUGUUUUUUCUGAACAUUGCCAUGUUCAUUGUGGUAAUGGUGCAGAUCUGUGGGAGGAAUGGCAAGAGAAGCAACCGGACCCUGAGAGAAGAAGUGUUAAGGAACCUGCGCAGUGUGGUUAGCUUGACCUUUCUGUUGGGCAUGACGUGGGGUUUUGCAUUCUUUGCCUGGGGCCCCUUAAAUAUCCCCUUCAUGUACCUCUUCUCCAUCUUCAAUUCAUUACAAGGUAAGAUAAAUUAUACAUGA
Molecule: messenger RNA, 3906 nt
Organism: Rhinopithecus roxellana (golden snub-nosed monkey)
Lineage: Eukaryota; Metazoa; Chordata; Mammalia; Primates; Cercopithecidae
Product: adhesion G-protein coupled receptor G6
Biological process (GO): cell surface receptor signaling pathway; heart trabecula formation; myelination in peripheral nervous system
Cellular component (GO): membrane
Molecular function (GO): laminin binding; G protein-coupled receptor activity
Source: RefSeq, a predicted model, not a curated record